Onthophagus taurus is the source of this 3625-nucleotide messenger RNA. It is a transcript of the gene Nmdar2, whose product is annotated as glutamate ionotropic receptor NMDA type subunit 2. The record is from RefSeq and is a predicted model, not a curated record. Gene Ontology annotation, cellular component: membrane. Gene Ontology annotation, molecular function: ligand-gated monoatomic ion channel activity; signaling receptor activity. Gene Ontology annotation, biological process: monoatomic ion transport. NCBI's taxonomy places the organism in Eukaryota, Metazoa, Arthropoda, Insecta, Coleoptera, Scarabaeidae.
CCUUCAACAACCACGCGACUUCGCGUCACCACCGGCGAUGACCGCAAUAUCCGACGUAACCAAUUUUCACAGCGGCAUUUUCUGAUUAAUUCUCGCGGUUUCUACAAACUUUUCGUUCAGACAACUUCACAGAAAUAAUUAGUUUGAUGGCAACUAUGAACUUUGUCGCGUUCUCUUUAACACUUUUGGUGGCAGCGGUGGUGAGCGGCGGCCCAGCUUGGAAGGAAACAACGAUACAGCGCGGUGGUGGUCUUAAAAUCGGUACAACACACGUCAAUGGUAGAAAUGUGAGCGCACCUCGCGGAACUGGAAUUAAAGUCGGAUCCGGUGUCAGUGGUAGAACGUUUAGGAGUACCACGACCGCAACCACGCCUUUGUUCGAGGAAUUCUUUUCGAUGUCGUCAUCCUUGUUACCAACGGCUAUCGAUGAAAUACGACCAUUAUAUGUUGGUAUGGUUGUACCACAUACUUCUUUUGGACGAAGGGAGUAUAUUAAAGCGUUCCAAAAUACCAAACGAGAGUUGCAGAAAAAAUUAUUGAAGAUGUUUAAUAAAUAUGAUUUGAAGAUGCAUAUUGCUAUGAAGGAAUUAGUUUCUAAUCCUACAGACAUCCUGAACUCGCUGUGCCAAAAUUUCGUCUCGUACAACGUGUCCGCGAUUCUUUACUUAAUGAACUACGAACAAUACGGUAGAAGCACAGCUUCGGCACAGUACUUCCUUCAGCUGGCUGGUUAUCUCGGAAUACCCGUCAUAGCGUGGAACGCCGAUAACUCCGGGUUGGAAAGACGAGCAUCGCAAACGUCGGUUCAACUUCAGCUAGCUCCCUCAUUAGAACACCAAACGGCGGCAAUGCUCAGCAUCCUUGAAAGAUACAAGUGGCAUCAGUUCUCCGUUGUAACCAGUUUGAUUGCGGGACAUGAUGAUUUUAUCCAGGCCGUUAGAGAGCGAGUUUCUGCAAUGCAGGAUCGGUUCAAGUUCACAAUACUGAACGCAGUACUCUUUUCGGAAGGAAGUGACAUCAAAGCUUUAGUAGACGCCGAUUCCAGGGUUAUGUUGUUGUAUUGCACACGAAAAGAAGCGAUCACGAUACUUUCGGCCGCUAAAGAUUAUGGCAUCAUCGGAGAAAACUAUGUUUGGGUGGUGACGCAAAGCGUCAUUGAGAAUCCACAACAACCACCGAAUCAAUUUCCGAUUGGAAUGUUGGGUGUUCAUUUUGAUACAUCAAGUACAAGUUUAGUAAACGAAAUAACGACCGCCAUAAAAGUUUUUGCACACGGCGUGGAAAACUUUUUAGCCGAUCCGGAAAAUGAAGGUCGAUCAUUGAACACCCAGUUAUCUUGCGAUGGAGCCGGCGCCGUCCGAUGGGAUACCGGAGAUCGUUUUUAUCGAUACUUAAGAAACGUCACGGUCGAACAAGAUGCUGGGAAACCCAACGUUGAAUUUACCCAAGACGGUGUUCUUAAAGCGACCGAAUUGAAAAUUAUGAACUUGAGACCCGCGGGACCAGGACUCGGAAAACAACAAAUUUGGGAAGAGAUUGGAGCUUGGAAAUCGUGGCAAGUGGAGGGUUUGGACAUCAAAGAUAUCGUAUGGCCCGGAGAUAGCCAUACCCCACCUCAAGGCGUUCCCGAGAAAUUCCAUUUAAAAAUAACUUUCCUCGAAGAACCUCCGUACAUUAAUCUCGCACCCCUCGAUCCCGUUACAGAAAAAUGUUCAAUGGAUAGGGGUGUGAUAUGUCGAAUACCCACAGAGGCUGAAUUUAGUGAUGUUGAAGCAACUCAAUCCCAUCGAAAUGGAACCGUAAAGCAAUGCUGUUCAGGUUUUUGUAUUGAUCUCCUUGAAAAGUUUUCCGAAGAGCUUGGCUUUACGUACGAAUUGGUGAGGGUUGAAGACGGCCGUUGGGGCACAAACGAGAACGGAAGAUGGAAUGGUCUAAUAGCAGAUCUCGUCAACAAAAAAACCGACAUGGUUAUGACGUCGCUGAUGAUCAACUCGGAGAGAGAAGCAGCGGUCGAUUUCAGCGUACCUUUUAUGGAAACUGGUAUAGCCAUAGUGGUUGCAAAAAGAACCGGAAUCAUAUCGCCAACGGCUUUCCUCGAACCUUUUGAUACUGCCUCGUGGAUGCUCGUCGGAGCCAUUGCAAUCCAAGCAGCUACUUUUACGAUAUUUUUAUUCGAAUGGUUAUCUCCGAGUGGAUUCGAUAUGAAACUUUCGCUGAAUCAGCCCGCACCGUCCGCUUCCCAUCGAUUUUCUCUUUUUAGAACGUAUUGGUUGGUUUGGGCGGUUCUUUUCCAAGCAGCUGUACACGUGGAUUCUCCCAGAGGAUUCACUUCUCGUUUCAUGACGAACGUAUGGGCAAUGUUCGCGGUCGUCUUUUUGGCCAUAUACACUGCCAACCUAGCCGCUUUCAUGAUAACAAGAGAGGAGUUUUAUGAGUUUUCAGGAGUUAAUGAUUCUCGUUUAUCUCGACCAUUCUCCCAUAAACCAAUGUUCAAAUACGGCACGAUCCCAUGGUCGCAUACAGAUUCAACAAUUUCCAAGUAUUUCAAGGAGAUGCACAAGUACAUGCGAAACUUUAACAAGACGACAGUUUUGGAGGGUGUCGAUGCUGUCUUGACGGGCGACUUGGAUGCCUUCAUCUACGAUGGUACCGUCCUGGAUUAUCUAACGUCACAAGACGAAGAUUGCCGCUUGUUAACUGUCGGAUCGUGGUACGCAAUGACCGGGUAUGGACUCGCCUUCCCAAGAAACUUCAAAUAUCUAAAGCUAUUCAACAAGAAGAUGCUCGAAUUUCGUGGAAACGGUGACUUGGAGAGGCUCAGACGUUAUUGGAUGACGGGGACGUGUAAACCAGGAAAAGAACAAGCAAAAAGCUCGGAUCCUUUGGCACUUGAACAAUUUUUAUCAGCUUUCUUAUUACUUAUGGCAGGGAUUUUAUUGGCGGCACUCUUGUUGCUUCUCGAGCACAUCUACUUCAAGUACUUAAGAAAACACCUCGCGAAGACCGAUAGAGGUGGAUGUUGCGCGUUAGUCAGCCUCUCGAUGGGGAAGAGUCUUACGUUUCGGGGUGCCGUUUACGAGGCGCAAGAUAUCUUAAGAAACCACAGGUGCAGAGAUCCGAUAUGCGACACACACCUGUGGAAGGUGAAGCGGGAAUUGGACAUUAGCCAGAUGAGGUGCAAGCAACUUGAGAAGGAAUUGGAAGCGCACGGAUUAAAGCCACCGCCUGCUUGCAAACGGCGUCAUCGACGAUCCAACUGUUGCAAGUCCUGUCUUGGAUCGUCCCAUUCACCCGACGUAAUUGUGUCCGGCGAACAGACUAGGGCUAGACUGAGGGGUCUCAAUCCGAAUUAUAUAGGAAGUAACACGGAUUUAAACAAACCUCGAACGGAAAUAGCUGAAAUGGAAACUGUACUGUGAUGGAACAAGAGAACCCCAACAAAGAACAAAAACACCAAAACGCCAACAGCACAUUUGCCGUCACACCACCACAGAAUAAUAAACGCCUCUUCAUUUCCGAUCCGCGAGAAACUCUUAUGAGCUGCACAAGAAUGAUAGAUAAAUUAAAAAAAAAGAAAUGAACGAAUGAUAAAGAGAAAAGAAAAAAAGAAUUUACACGUCUCCUC